GCUGUUUUUGACCGAAACGCCACCAUCGCAGCAUGCGACAAAUACAAAAACAGAAAUACCGGUGAAGAGAAGUGGGAUAAAUGCCCAGAUUGAUUUUUCAACGACCAGCAAGGCGUUCAGGCCUUCUGCGAUAGUAGAGGAGAACAUAUGGGUGGGAAUGAGGUACGUUAUCUUUUCAUGCGUCCUUUGGAUUUUUGGAGGGAAACUAACUUAUUUUUUUUGGUUUUUGAAAUAGUGGGAAGAGUAUUAUACGGAGGCUGGUGCUGAUUCUAGUGCUUAUGCUAUUGGGAGAUGAAUCUUUUAGGUCGGUGGAUGGUAGUGCGAUGGGAUACUGGUUUGCUAGACUUUACGAAUUGAUGACUUUUUCUUCUUA
Hymenoscyphus albidus is the source of this 373-nucleotide messenger RNA. The record is from the annotation of a GenBank genome assembly. NCBI's taxonomy places the organism in Eukaryota, Fungi, Ascomycota, Leotiomycetes, Helotiales, Helotiaceae.